This is a messenger RNA of Xenopus tropicalis (tropical clawed frog), 2238 nucleotides long. RefSeq names its product LRAT domain containing 2 (gene lratd2). The record is from RefSeq and is a predicted model, not a curated record. The coding region runs from base 122 to 1171 and encodes 349 amino acids. The transcript is spliced from 2 exons. NCBI's taxonomy places the organism in Eukaryota, Metazoa, Chordata, Amphibia, Anura, Pipidae.
GUAGCUUUAAGGCUUGGGUGCUGCGCUGGGAGAGCUCAGGAGGGUGCCCUGUAGCUUUAAGGCUUGGGUGUAGCGCUGGGAGAGCUCAGGUCUGAGUCAGGCAGGUGCACUGUAGCUUUAAAUGGUGAGGGCUGGGUGGGUGCAGCGGCUCAGCUCUCGGUGCUACAGUCGCACACAGUCAGUGCAGCCGCUGAGCCGGUCGGAUCAGUACAGACUCCGGCGCGCAGGGAGCCGCAUGUGCCAUGAUCCCGCCCGGGGGCCCCCCUGUGCCCGGACACCGGCCCUCUGUUUAGUCCUGAGCCGGAGGGAUCGCUGCCUGGCUGGGGCCGCCGCACGAUCAAUGGGGAACCAGGUGGAGAAACUGACCCAUCUCAGCUACAAAGAAGUCCCCACGGUGGAUCCGACCGGUGUAGAUCAGGACGAAGGUCCCAGAAUCGGGGUCUCCUACAUCUUCUCGGCGGACGACGAUGAACUGGAGGAGCCCGGGCAGGAGCCGGGCAGGCAGAGCGCAGUAGUACGGGAGGAGCUGCCCUACGAUCCCGGUAACGAGGUGGAGUGCUCGGUGUAUUACCGGGACGAGUGUAUCUACGAGAGGAGCCUGGGCGGAGCGGAGCGGGGCAGGACCUACUCCCCGGAGAAGCUGCUGGACAGGUGCAAGCCCGGGGACCUGCUGGAGUUUGUGGCCAGGAACCAGUACCCGCACUGGGCGCUCUAUGUGGGGGACUUCCAGGUGGUGCAUCUGUACCGGCUGCACAUCGCUAACAGCUUCGUGACGGACGCCAGCCAGGGCCGGAGGGGCCGGAUCGUCAACGAUCGCUACCGAUUCAAGGCGCUGAGCCCGGAGGUGGCGGUGCAGAACGCUAUGGAACAGGUGGGCUCCAAGGAGCAGGAGCUAAACUGGCGCAACUCCGAGUGCUUCGCCGCCUGGUGCCGCUACGGCAAAAGGGAGUUUAAGAUCGGCGGGGAGAUCCGCAUAGGCAAGCAGCCCUACCGGCUGCGGAUUCGCCUCUCCGAGAAGAAGAGCCACACGCUGGAGUUCCAGAGCCUGGAGGACCUGAUCAUGGAGAGGAGAAGGAACGAUCAGAUAGGCAAAGCCGCCCUCCUGCAGGAACUCGCCAGCCACCUCCAUGGUGAGGAGGAACCCAGGACAGAGCCCAAUGGCAACAACUGAGGGGCAGCCACUUAACCCUUUCAGUUCCUUUCAAAUCACAUGUGAGGGGGGAGAGCUUAUUCAGUUCUUAUUACUUUGGGUUUAACCAUUUCACUCCCCCCCCCCCCUCACGCUUGCGGAAUUCCCACUGCCUAUAUCCCAAUUUCUGGCGUUUCAUUUCACUCCCAAAAGGAAUAUUUCCCUUUAAGGCAAAUCCCAACUGGAACCAGUUCUGCCUGUGUUUAAAGGGAGGUGUGGCCCCUUGGAUGUGUUGGCAGGAUCCGGCUGCUUGUUUGCCCUACAGCGCUAGUAGUGCUGGGGGCCCAGGGCCCGACUCUUUAUAUCCUAUGACCCUUCAGCUGUUGAUGGAAUACAAUAAGGGCUGAGAUACAACUCCCUGGUGGUGCUGGGAGUUGUACAACACCGGACUGGCAGGGGGAAACCCUGAUCUAAAGUUUUACUGUCGCCAUCUUGCUUUGUGGCUGCCAUCUUGUUCUGCCUUCCCCUUCUGCUACUUGCCCUACCCACAGCUGAGAUCUUGGGCUGGUUUCAUUAUAUGGUGGUUCAGGCUGAAAUAUACUACAGUCUUGGUGUUUGUACCAAAGCAGGGCACCAUUCCUCCCCCUUACCCCUGCAUUGUGCCCAGAGGUCCAGCCAGCUGCCAUUGUUUACACUGAUUGGGGGUAAUGUACUAAAAGGUGCAACGGUUUCCACUAGUCUAGUAACCCGUAACAACCAGGCGACUGCCUGUACUGGUCACCUGUUUGAAAACAAGCAUCUGAUUGGUUGCUGCGGGUUAUUACACUUUGCCCCUUUUUAUCACAUUACUGUGAUUAUUUGCUGCAUGUGUUAAGCAGAGCUUUUUGUAUCUUGCUAAAUGACAGAGCUGGGAUAUCAGUGCUGAACUUCAACUCCCAUCAGCUGGAUUUCAUGUCAUGGUGGAACCACGGCUGAUAUGCAAUUAAGGCAGGGGAGAUAUGUGUUUUCACCUGUUAUAUGACAGGCUACUUAGUAGGUACAGGUAUGGGAUCUGUUAUCCGGAAACCUGUUAUCCAAAAAGUUUUCAAAUUACGGGAAAGCCAUCUCCC